AUGGCUAAAAUACUUGGUAUUUUUGCAUGUCUUCUAAUAGUAGCUGUGGACAUAACAGCUGGGAUUCUUGGAAUCAAAGCCGAAGUAGCUCAAAACCAGGAAAAGCAUUUAAGGCUAUGGAUAUUUGAAUGUAAAGAGCCAAGCCACAAAGCCUUCCUGCUGGGGUUAGCUGCAGCCACUCUUUUGGGUCUAUCACACGUUCUUGCAAGCUUGAUUGGUGGGUGCAACUGCAAUGUCUGUACUCAAGAAGAGCUUCAAAAAGCAUCCCCUAGCAGGCAAUUAUCGUUGGCAUGCCUCCUUUUUAUGUGGAUCAUAUUGGCUGUUGGAUUAUCCAUGCUGGUAAUUGGGACCAUAGCUAACAACAAGUCAAGAGCAUCUUGCGGGUUCACCCAUCAUCACUUUCUGUCCAUUGGAGGAGUUUUGUGCAUGGUUCAUGGACUAUUUUGUGUCGCUUAUUAUGUUACUUCCACUGCUGCAUUCAGUGAAUAA
This is a messenger RNA of Ilex paraguariensis (yerba mate), 489 nucleotides long. Lineage: Eukaryota; Viridiplantae; Streptophyta; Magnoliopsida; Aquifoliales; Aquifoliaceae. The record is from the annotation of a GenBank genome assembly.